GUACCGAAGGCAACAGUAGAGUUGAAACCAGCGUUGGCCGUACAUUGGAAUCGCAGAUUAUUACUAUAUAUACCCCGUAUAGUAAUAGUAUGUUAAAUUGUUUCUGCGCAUUGUGAAAUACAUUCCAGAACAAUAUUCUAACAGGCGGCUUUUACCCUACUACAAUAUAUUUCUCCCGAUUAUAUAACACAAACAUAGAUAAUGGUGGAAAGUAUCACGAUCAACGGCGAUAGCUAUGAAGUUAACUUCGCCAAUCUGCCGGCGGACAUCAGUUUGAAUACUUUCAUCCGAGAGCAUGCCGGACUCACGGGCACCAAAUUCAUGUGUCAGGAGGGCGGCUGCGGUGUCUGUGUUUGUGCCUUGAGUGGCAUUCAUCCGGUGACGGGCGAGCUCAGCACUUGGGCAGUUAACUCGUGCCUAACGCUGUUGAACACUUGCCUGGGCCUCGAGGUGACCACCACCGAGGGAUUGGGCAACAAGCGCAAGGGCUAUCAUGCCAUCCAGGAGCGUUUGGCGAAAAUGAAUGGCACCCAAUGCGGCUACUGCUCGCCGGGCUUCGUGAUGAACAUGUACGCCCUGCUUAAGAGCCAAGGUGGCAAGGUGACCAUGGCCGAGGUGGAGAAUUCCUUCGGCGGCAACAUCUGCCGCUGCACCGGCUAUCGCCCCAUUCUGGAUGCCAUGAAAUCCUUUGCCGUAGACAGCAAUAUUCCCGUGCCAAAGGAGUGCGCUGACAUCGAGGAUCUGAGCACGAAGCAAUGCCCCAAGACGGGACAACUUUGUGCCGGCAGCUGUAAGAAACAGAGCCAAAGGAAUGUGCAGCUGUACUCUGAUGGCAGUCGUUGGUCCUGGCCUCAGACGCUGCCUGAUCUGUUCCAGGCAUUGCAGGAUGCAGCCAAGGAGAAGUUGCCCUACAUCAUUGUGGCUGGCAACACGGCGCAUGGCAUCUACAGGCGGGAUGUAGAGAUCAAGGCGUUCAUCGAUGUUCGUGGACUGGCUGAGCUGCGAGGUCACACCGUCUCCGAUAAGGGAUUGACCUUGGGUGCCAAUCUGAGCCUCACUGAGACGAUGGCCAUUUGCCGUCAGUUGGAACAGACCAGCGGAUUUGAGUAUCUGGCCCAGGUGUGGCUGCACCUUGAUUGGAUUGCCAAUGUGCCAGUGCGCAACGCCGGCACCUUGGCUGGUAAUCUGUCCAUCAAACAUGCCCACCCCGAGUUCCCCUCGGAUGUGUUUAUUGUGCUGGAGGCUCUCGACGCCCAGGUGAUCAUCCAGGAGUCGGCGGACAAGCAGCGGACUGUCAGCUUGGCCGAGUAUCUGAAGACGCCAAUGCAGGGCAAGAUCAUUCGCGGAUUUGUGCUGCCCGCCUUGUCAAAGGAUAAAGUGCUGUUCGAUUCGUAUAAGAUCAUGCCGCGUGCUCAGAAUGCUCAUGCCUAUGUGAAUGCUGCUUUCCUCCUGGAACUGGAUGCCACAUCGAAGGUGAAGAACGCCCGCAUCUGCUUUGGUGGCAUUCGCCCGGACUUUGUGCACGCCACUGCCGUGGAGCAGCUGCUGAUCGGACGCAAUCCCUUUGAGAAUGCCUUGCUGGAGCAGGUCUUUAGCAAGCUAUCCACUCUGCUGCAGCCGGACGAGGUUCUGCCUGAUGCCUCGCCGGCCUACAGGCUUAAGUUGGCCUGCGGCUUGCUCUACAAGUUUCUGCUGAAGGGUGCCGCACAGCGGCAACAGAAACUGAACAGUCGUCACACAACUGGUGGCAACUUGCUCGCACGUCCAGUGUCCAAGGGCGAACAGAUUUUCGAGACCUUUGAGCAACACUAUCCAGUGACUAAGCCCACCGAGAAGCAUGAGGGUCUCAUCCAAUGCUCUGGCGAAGCAACCUACGCCAACGAUCUGCCCACGCAGCACAAUCAGCUGUGGGCUGCCUUUGUGACCGCCAAACGAGUCGGUGCCGUGGUCACCAAUGUGGACACAGCUCCCGCCUUGGCGCUGCCCGGUGUUGUGGCGUAUUUGGAUGCCAAGGACAUUCCUGGACCUAAUAAUCUGGGACCGCAUACCAAGGAUGACUUCUUUUUCAAGGAAGUGGAGCAACUUUUUGCCACUGGACCCAUUAGGUACUAUCAACAACCUAUUGGCAUGGUGCUGGCUACUUCCAAUGCAUUGGCUCAACGCUCCGCGGAGCUGGUGCAGAUUAGCUACGAGGGAGGCGCUGAAGAGGUGCUGCCCAACAUGAAGUAUGUGCUGGAAGCCGAAACUGCUGGUGAUCGCAUCAAGCAGCCGGUCAAGUCGAUGAUUGACAAGCUGGAGUUGCAGGAACCCUCUGAGCUGCAGGCAAGUGGCAAGCUGGACAUGGGACUGCAGUACCAUUACUUCAUGGAACCCCACACGACUGUGGUGCUGCCCUUCGAGGGUGGACUGCAGGUCUAUGCGGCCACACAAUGGAUGGAUCUCACCCAGGACAUUAUCGCCAAUGUGCUCAAGCUGAAGAGCAACGAGGUGCAGGUGAAGACACGUCGCAUUGGCGGCGGCUACGGUGGCAAAGCAUCGCGUUGCAACCUCGUCGCUGUGGCAGCUGCGUUGGCUGCCCACAAGCUCAAUCGCCCCGUGCGCUUUGUACAGUCCCUGGAAUCCAUCAUGACCACAACAGGCAAACGUUGGGCCUUCCACUGCGACUACGAUUUCUUUGUGCAACGCAGCGGUAAAAUUGUGGGCCUCAACAGUCGCUUCUACGAGGAUGCUGGCUAUCUGGAGAACGAGUCGCCACUCGGUCACACAGUGUUGUUGUCAAAGAACUGCUACGAGUUCAGUGACAACUACAAGCUCGAUGGUUUCUUGGUGCUCUCGGACUCGCCCACAAAUACUCCUGCUCGUGCUCCUGGCUCCGUUGAGGGCAUUGCCAUGAUUGAGAACAUCAUUGAACACAUUGCCUUCGAGACCGGUGUAGAUCCGGCUGAUGUGCGUUUUGCCAACAUUUUGCCAGGUCACAAAAUGGGCGACAUGAUGCCCAGGUUCUUAAAGAGCACCCUGUAUCGCGAGCGUCGCGCUGAUAUCAUUGCCCACAACAAGGAGCAUCGCUGGCGCAAGCGCGGACUGGGUCUCUGCAUCAUGGAGUACCAGAUUGGCUACUUUGGACAGUAUCCGGCCACGGUGGCGAUCUACCACAGCGACGGCACUGUUGUUGUCUCCCAUGGAGGCAUUGAAAUGGGUCAAGGCAUGAACACCAAGAUCGCUCAGGUAGUGGCCCACACGCUAGGCAUUCCACUGGAACAGGUGCGCAUUGAGGCCAGCGAUACCAUCAACGGGGCCAACUCCAUGGUCACCGGUGGCGCUGUUGGCAGCGAGACACUUUGCUUUGCCGUUCGCAAGGCUUGCAACACAUUGAACUCCCGUCUGGAGCCACUUAAGGAGGAGUUGAAGCCAGCUGACUGGCAAUCACUCAUCAAUGCUGCGUAUGAUCGCAAGAUCAACUUGAUAGCCAGUGAUCAGUGCAAACAGGGCGACAUGGAACCCUAUUCGGUGUGUGGCCUGUGCCUCAUCGAGGUGGAGCUGGAUGUGCUUACUGGCAACUACCUGGUGAAUCGUGCCGACAUUCUUGAAGACACUGGCGAGAGUCUGAAUCCCAAUGUGGAUAUUGGACAGAUCGAAGGAGCCUUCAUGAUGGGUCUGGGCUACUGGACAUCUGAGCAAAUCGUUGUGGAUAAACAGACUGGCGAAUGCCUGACGAAUCGCACCUGGAACUACAAGCCUCCAGGUGCCAAGGAUAUUCCCAUUGAUUUGCGCAUCGAGUUGCUGCCUAAGAGUCCCAACAAGGCGGGCUUCAUGAGGUCGAAAGCCACUGGUGAACCUGCAAUUUGUCUGUCCAUCGCUGUUGCCUUUGCCUUGCAGCAGGCGCUGCAAUCUGCUCGAGACGAUGCUGGUUUGGCCAAGUCCUGGGUCACGCUCAAUGCGCCCAUGACACCAGAGUUGCUCGUGCUGCACGCUGGCACCCAGCCUGGUCAGCUGACGCUCAACUAAGCUCGGCUAAUGCCAAAGCCAAAGCCUCUUGCCUCGUCCUGACCCCCAGAAAGCGAACAGAGCGAAGACAGCGCGUGAGAAAACGGCACGUGGCCACAAAAGCGCCGAUGGCUGUGCGGCGAUAAGAAGAAAGAAGCAUACUUAAGUAUGCUCCACACUCCAUUCCAUUCCACUCUACUCUAUAUAGUAGAAUAUAUUGUAGUACGUAUAACCAACCAACUAGACACACACCUUGUUGUUUUUUGUCUUUUUUUCUGGCGCAAUAAAUUAGAAACUUAUCCAAGGCAAA
Messenger RNA from Drosophila sulfurigaster albostrigata, 4294 nucleotides. RefSeq lists its product as uncharacterized. Lineage: Eukaryota; Metazoa; Arthropoda; Insecta; Diptera; Drosophilidae. Gene Ontology annotation, molecular function: 2 iron, 2 sulfur cluster binding; FAD binding; oxidoreductase activity. The record is from RefSeq and is a predicted model, not a curated record.